This is a messenger RNA of Doryrhamphus excisus (bluestripe pipefish), 2843 nucleotides long. RefSeq names its product caveolin 3 (gene cav3). Gene Ontology annotation, biological process: caveola assembly; regulation of membrane potential; cell differentiation. Gene Ontology annotation, cellular component: caveola; focal adhesion; sarcolemma. Gene Ontology annotation, molecular function: molecular adaptor activity; transmembrane transporter binding. Lineage: Eukaryota; Metazoa; Chordata; Actinopteri; Syngnathiformes; Syngnathidae. The record is from RefSeq and is a predicted model, not a curated record.
GUCAACGGGAGCGUCAGAGCCGUGCAUCCAGGGGUUCAGACGGUGAUCGUCUGCUGCUGCAGUGUGCACGCUGAAGGCUCACCCCCCACUGUCUGACCACCCAGGACUCCUACCUGCCAGCAUGGCGGACCAGUACCAGUACAACGCUAGCGAGGAGAAGAUGGUGAAGGACAGCCACACCAAGGAGAUCGAUCUCAUCAACAGAGACCCCAAGCAAAUCAAUGAAGACGUGGUGAAGGUGGAGUUCGAGGACGUGAUAGCGGAGCCGGACGGUACCCACAGCUUGGAUGGCGUCUGGAAGCUGAGCUACACCACCUUCACCGUGUCCAAGUACUGGUGCUACCGCAUCCUGUCGGCCAUAUUCGGCAUCCCCGUGGCUCUGCUGUGGGGCUUCCUGUUCGCCUGCAUCUCCUUCUGCCACAUUUGGGCGGUGGUGCCGUGCAUCAAGAGCUGCCUGAUCGAGUCGCAGUGCGUCAGCCGCAUCUACUCCCUCUGCAUUCAGACCUUCUGCGAUCCUUUCUUCGAAGCCUUGGGCAAGAUCUUCGGCAGCGUGCGCGUGGCACUGCGCAAAGAAGUCUAAAAACUUGUUAAAUGCGAAUGUCGGAUGAGCUCUGAUAUCUUUUUCUACAACACAUAUUCCAAAAAGUACACUUGCUGAUUUGGUUUUUCUUUAAAAAAAAAAAAAAAAAAAAGCCUUAAAAAGACUUAAAUUUUUUUUUUAAUCUGAUCAUUUAUUAUUUAUGGCAGCGGAGCCCAAAACUUGUAAGCAGCAGUUGUAUUUUUUUUUUUUUUACAUUCUAAAAAUAUAUUUAAAACACCAUAAAUUGAAAAAUCAUCAGUAAUUGAACAAGAAUAAAGUACAAAUAUGAAGAGAAAAAAAUUGUAAUAUUAUGAGGAAAAAUAAUGUCACUUUGGUAGCAUAAAGUUAAAAUAUUCCUAAGAAAAACAUUUUUUUUUUUCAAUUCAUAAUAUGUGAAAGAAACAAAACAAGACAUUGUUAUGGAAUAUUAGGUUGGGGGAAAUGUAUGGUAAUAAAGUCUGAAUAUUAUGACAAAAAAUGAUCACGAUUAUUCAAUAAAGCUGAAAUAUUUUGGGGAAAAAAGUGGAGAUGCCGUUUGUUUUGAAAUAUAUAUCAUUUCUUAGUAUUUGGUUUAAAAAAUAUGAAAGUGCGAGGAAAAUUAUUGUCACUUUGGUAGCAUAAAGUUGAAAUAUUCCUAAGAAAAAAUUUUUUUUUUUCCAAUUUAUAAUAUGUGAAAGAAACAAAACAAGACAUUAUUAUGGAAUAUUAGGUUGGGGAAAAUGUAUGGUAAUAAAUAUUAAAUAUUAUGACAAAAAAAUGAUGAAGAUUAUUCAAUAAAGCUGAAAUAUUUUGGGGAAAAAAGUGGAGAUGCCGUUUGUUUUGAAAUAUUUAUCAUUUCUUAGCAUUUGGUUAUAAAAAAUAUGAAAGUGCGAGGAAAAUUAUUGUCACUUUGGUAGCAUAAAGUUGAAAUAUUACUAAGAAAAAAAACUUUUUUUUCAAUUUAUAAUAUGUGAAAGAAACAAAACAAGACAUUGUUAUGGAAAAUUAGGUUGGGGAAAAUGUAUGGUAAUAAAUAUUAAAUAUUAUGACAAAAAAAUGAUGAAGAUUAUUCAAUAAAGCUGAAAUAUUUUGGGGAAAAAGUGGAGAUGCUGUUUGUUUUGAAAUAUAUAUCAUUUUUUAGUAUUUGGUUUAAAAAAUAUGAAAGUGCGAGGAAAAUUAUUGUCACUUUGGUAGCAUAAAGUUGAAAUAUUCCUAAGAAAAUUUUUUUUUUUUUUCAAUUUAUAAUAUGUGAAAGAAACAAAACAAGACAUUGUUAUGGAAAAUUAGGUUGGGGAAAAUGUAUGGUAAUAAAGUGUGAAUAUUAUGACAAAAAAAUGAUGAAGAUUAUUCAAUAAAGCUGAAAUAUUUUGGGGAAAAAAGUGGAGAUGCCGUUUGUUUUGAAAUAUAUAUCAUUUCUUAGCAUUUGGUUUAAAAAAUAUGAAAGUGCGAGGAAAAUUAUUGUCACUUUGGUAGCAUAAAGUUGAAAUAUUACUAAGAAAAAAAACUUUUUUUUCAAUUUAUAAUAUGUGAAAGAAACAAAACAAGACAUUGUUAUGGAAUAUUAGGUUGGGGAAAAUGUAUGGUAAUAAAUAUUAAAUAUUAUGACAAAAAAAAUGAUGAAGAUUAUUCAAUAAAGCUGAAAUAUUUUGGGGAAAAAAGUGGAGAUGCCGUUUGUUUUGAAAUAUUUAUCAUUUCUUAGUAUUUGGUUUAAAAAAUAUGAAAGUGCGAGGAAAAUUAUUGUCACUUUGGUAGCAUAAAGUUGAAAUAUUACUAAAAAAAAAAACUUUUUUUUUCAAUUUAUAAUAUGUGAAAGAAACAAAACAAGACAUUGUUAUGGAAUAUUAGGUUGGGGAAAAUGUAUGGUAAUAAAUAUUAAAUAUUAUGACAAAAAAAUGAUGAAGAUUAUUCAAUAAAGCUGAAAUAUUUGGGGGAAAAAAGUGGAGAUGCCGUUUGUUUUGAAAUAUAUAUCAUUUCUUAGCAUUUGGUUUAAAAAAUAUGAAAGUGCGAGGAAAAUUAUUGUCAUUUUAGUAGCAUAAAGUUGAAAUAUUACUAAGAAAAAAAACUUUUUUUCCAAUUCAUAAUAUGUGAAAGAAACAAAACGACACAUUGUUAUGGAAUAUUAGGUUGGGGAAAAUGUAUGGUAAUAAAGUGUGAAUAUUAUGACAAAAAAAUGAUGAAGAUUAUUCAAUAAAGCUGAAAUAUUUGGGGGAAAAAAGUGGAGAUGCCGUUUGUUUUGAAAUAUAUAUCAUUUCUUAGCAUUUGGUUUAAAAAAUAUGAAAGUGCG